AUGGUUGAAUUUAUACGACCCAUUGAUAAAACAACCAUUAAUCAAAUAUGUUCCGGCCAGGUUGUUCUUACUUUGGCAACAGCAGUAAAAGAAUUACUAGAGAACAGCCUUGAUGCGGGUGCCACAAGUAUUCAAAUUAAAUUAGAGGAAUAUGGUAGUAAGGUAAUUGAAGUCAUUGACAAUGGUUGCGGUGUUAACGAAGAUAAUUUCCAGGCUCUGACUUUAAAACAUCACACAUCGAAAAUUUCAGAAUUUUCAGAUAUAUAUAAUGUUAAAACUUUUGGCUUUAGAGGAGAAGCAUUAAGUUCAUUAUGUACUUUAAGUUCAGUGACCAUAACUACUCAACAUAUAAAUGCUCAGAUAGGUGCAGUUUUAAAAUUUGAUCAUAAUGGAAUUAUUAAAAGCAAUACUAAAAUUCAUAGAAAGGUAGGAACAACAGUUAGGUUAGAAAAUUUGUUUUGUACUCUUCCGAUUAGAAGAACAGAAUUUUUAAAAAAUCUUAAAAAAGAAUUUUCUAAAAUGUGCACAGUAUUGUAUGCUUAUGGACUUAUUUCCACUGGAGUAAGAAUAACUUGUACUAAUCAUGUAGUAACAAAGUCUAAAUUUCAAAAUAAAAAUGAUCAAGAUAAUUUAAAAAAGAAUUUCACAACUACAAUAAUGGAUAUCGAAGGAAAAUCCAUCGAAUUUAAUAUAAAUUCAAUUUUUGGCAUUAAAGAAAAGCAAAAUUUGUUAAAAUUUGUACAGAAAAAUCCCAGUUUAGAAACUUUAAAAGAAUUUAAUAUUGAAAGUAAAAAAUUUAAUUCCGAAUUGUAUAAAAUUGAAGGAUAUAUAAGUUCUUGCAGUCAUGGUUGUGGAAAAUCUGGUUCGAAUAGACAAUUUUACUAUAUUAAUCAGAGGCCGAUUGAUCAUCCUAAAAUUUUUAAAUUAGUUAAUGAAACAUAUCAUCAAUUUAAUUCUCAUGAAGAUCCUUUUGUUAUACUACACAUUAAAGUAGAAGAUGGUUUAUUCGAUAUUAAUUUAGUUCCUGACAAACGUCAAGUUUUAGUUCAAAAUGAAAAUUUUCUUUUGGCAACACUUAAAGAAUCUCUUCUCGACAUGUUUAAACUUAUUCCCUCUACAUUAAAAGUGAACAAUAUAGGUUUGUUAAAUAUUAAAUUCGAAAAUGAUAAAUCAUCUGAUAAAGUUAAUUGUACACAAUUGGAAAAUGAAAAAGAAAAAUUUAACUUAAAAAAAAGUGAAGAUUUGAAAAUGAAUCUUAAAAGAUUUCAAUAUUCGUCUCAAAAUUUAAACAACACAAAUAAUUCAAACAUGUCGGAAUCGAUUCCAUCAAAUAAAAUUUCAAAUAAUUUUAUUUCAAAUACCUCUUGUUCGAGUAAAGAUAUGUUCGUACAAAAAAAAUUAAAAGAUUUUCUUGUAAGUGAUUCUGCGGAUAACGAUCAACAACUAAAUGAUGUAACGGAAAAUUUAAAAACGGAAAUGACGAAAUCACCACCGAAAUCAAAACAAUUACUUUUUCCGACACAGAAUUUUUCAAAUUAUAAAAUUACGAUUGAAAAUUCAAAUGAUAACAAAAGAAAAUUAGAAGAAAAAAUAAUAAAUAAUAUUUCAAUUGAUCAAAUUAAUCAGGUAUACGAACCUAAACGAAUAAAAUAUGAUGAAAACAUCACCGGUCACGUUGCAGAAAUCAAAUCUGAAACUCUUGAAUUCGAAAAUAUUUCUAAUAACCUAGAAGAACAAGAAGAAAAAAAUGGCGGAUUAGAUAUUAAUACAGAAAAAUAUGAUGAAGGUUUAGAUAAUAAAUUCAGGAGAUCAGACAUAUUUAUUAUUGAUCAACAUGCAAGCGAUGAAAAAUAUAAUUUUGAAAUGUUAAAAUUAAAAACGGUUAUGCAAUGUCAAAAAAUGGUCAAUCCGGAAACAUUAAAUUUAACCGUCGACAAAGAAGAAUUAAUGUUAGAACAUGAAGAAAUAUUUAAAAAAAAUGGAUUCCAUUUUAUUUUUGACGAAACCCAAGUCCCGACCAAGAGAAUAAAAUUAACGAGCGUUCCAAUGAGUAAAAGUAUCGUUUUCGGUAAAAACGACGUUGAGGAAUUAUUAUUUUUGUUAGAAGAAGUCACUACUGAUAAGAUAAUUAUAAGGUAA
Messenger RNA from Pediculus humanus corporis (human body louse), 2139 nucleotides. Its product is annotated as DNA mismatch repair protein pms2, putative. Gene Ontology annotation, cellular component: MutLalpha complex. Bases 1 to 2139 code for a protein of 712 amino acids. NCBI's taxonomy places the organism in Eukaryota, Metazoa, Arthropoda, Insecta, Psocodea, Pediculidae. Gene Ontology annotation, biological process: mismatch repair. The record is from RefSeq and is a predicted model, not a curated record. Gene Ontology annotation, molecular function: ATP hydrolysis activity; mismatched DNA binding; ATP binding. The transcript has 8 exons.